This is a messenger RNA of Sorex fumeus (smoky shrew), 3021 nucleotides long. It is a transcript of the gene ACKR4, whose product is annotated as atypical chemokine receptor 4. The coding region runs from base 104 to 1156 and encodes 350 amino acids. Gene Ontology annotation, molecular function: scavenger receptor activity; chemokine binding; chemokine receptor activity. NCBI's taxonomy places the organism in Eukaryota, Metazoa, Chordata, Mammalia, Eulipotyphla, Soricidae. The record is from RefSeq and is a predicted model, not a curated record. Gene Ontology annotation, cellular component: membrane. Gene Ontology annotation, biological process: G protein-coupled receptor signaling pathway; immune response; chemotaxis. The transcript is spliced from 2 exons.
UGGAGCCCCAGCACUGUGGUGGCCGUGAGGAGAGUGUCUGGGACAAGGAAGGAGGAAAGUGAGGACGGCAGGAGAGAGUCGGGGAGGUACCCAGAUCUGAGCCAUGGCUCUGGAACACAACCAGUCGGCCGACUACGACUACGACGAGCACGAGCUGAAUGGGACUCAUGACUACAGCCAGUACGAGCUGAUCUGCAUCAAGGAGGAGGUCCGGAGCUUUGCCAGGAUCUUCCUGCCCACCUUCUUCGCCAUCACGUUCGUCGUGGGGCUGGUGGGCAACUCCGUGGUGGUGGCCACCUACGCCUUUCACAAGAAACAGAAAACCAAGACCGACGUGUACAUCCUCAACCUGGCCGUGGCCGACCUGCUCCUGCUCUUCACGCUGCCCUUCUGGGCCGUGAACGCAGCGCACGGGUGGGUCUUGGGGAAAGCCAUGUGCAAAGUCACGUCAGCCUUGUACACCAUCAACUUCGUCUCUGGCAUGCAGUUCCUGGCUUGUAUCAGCAUCGACAGACACUCGGCAGUGACCCGCAUCCCGGGCCCAGCGGACGUGGGGAGAAGGGGCCGGCUACUCUGCUUCUGUGUCUGGGCGGCAGCCAUCCUGCUGAGCAUCCCGCAGUUGGUGUUCUACAACGUCAACCACAAGGACAGGUGCGUGCCCAUCUUCCCCUACCACCUGGGCACGUCGGUGAAGGCAUCCAUCCAGAUGCUGGAGAUCUUCCUGGGCUUCAUCGUGCCCUUGCUGAUCAUGGCCGUGUGUUACUUCCUCAUAGCCCGCACGCUCCUCAGGACCCCCAACAUUAAGAAAUCUCGCCCCCUCAAGGUGGUCCUGGCCGUGGUGGUGGUUUUCAUUGCCACCCAGCUGCCUUACAACAUCGUCAAGUUCUGCCAGGCCAUCGACAUCAUCUACGCCCUGAUCACGGACUGUGACCUGAGCAAACGCAUGGACGUGGCCAUCCAGGUGACAGAGAGCGUGGCGCUGUUCCACAGCUGCCUCAACCCCGUCCUAUACGUCUUCAUGGGGGCCUCCUUCAGGAGUCACCUCCUGAAGGCCGUCAAGAAAUAUGGGCCCUGGCGACCGCAGAGACCCCCUGUGGAGGAGAUUCCUUUCGAUUCAGAAAAUCCCACCGAGCCCACCAGCACGUUCAGUAUUUAAAGGCCAACCCGCUCUGCCUCUCUCUGAGAGACCAUCUGCAUCAUUCUGAAGCUCAAACCUCAAACUUUGCGCUCGCAACUUAUCACAGAGAAGGUGUCGAAGGGGGCCCGGGGGUAGACAUCAAGGGCAGGCAAUAAAGUAAUAAGUGCAUCAAGCAGAGGGUUGGAGAGGUAGUCCUGCACAAAAACUGUGCACCUGCAUGCAGCUAGGCAUAGUUGGAUCUUCUGCCCCACCUAUGGUCCCCUGAGCACCUCCAAGAGUCACUCCAGAGCACAGAGCCAGGAAUAAGCCCUGAGCACCUGCAGGUUUGGCCCCAACCCUCCCCCCUCACCAAUCCCCCAAUGUAUAAAGCAUUAAAAUAAACAGCUUAGAGAAACAGAGCUAGUAAUAGGAAUAAAUAACAGUACGCUAUGAAUUCAGGCUAUCUAAAGGAGAUUAAUAAGAUUUAUUAUCACUGUAUCACUGUCAUCCCAUUGAUCGUUGAAUUACUCAAGCGGGCACCAGUAACAUCUCUAUUCCUCCCAGUACUGAGAUUUUAGCAGCCUCUUCUUACUCGUCUUUUCCCAACGAUUGGAGGCUCUUUCAGGGUCAGGGGAAUGAGACCUAUUGUCGUUACUGUAUUUGGCAUAUCGAACACACCAUGAGGAGCUUGCCAGACUCUGCCCAUGCUGGUGGGAUACUCUCAGUAACUUGCCGGGCUCUCCGAGAGGCAUAAAUGGAUAGGAAGUGUCUUAUUAAAGGCACUAUAAUUAUUUCAAGAGAUCAAAAUUUGAAGAAAUUUAGGGCUUAACUAGCAAAAGUUUAGUAUUUAAGUAACUGUCUAUAAAAUCCUCCAUCAUUUUUGUAUUUAAAUACCUAUCUAGGAAAAUGUGUCUUUAUCCAUCCACACCUCCUUUUUCUUAAUUUGUAAGGGAUUUUUGUAAGAACCCAGAAAAACGAAUGAAGAACAACAGAAAAUACAUAAAAAAGCAUGUUAGGCCCUUUUGAUAAAUUCCUGGUAAGUGUCUAUAUUUAUCAGCUUUCUUUAGUAACAAGUUAGAAUGCUGAAAAGUGUUAGCAGUUAUUACAUAAACUCUAGAAACAAUCCUCAAGUCAUCCUUGGUUCUAUUUUUUGUGCUUUGUUUUUGUUUUAGUCUUUAUUUUAGUUUGUAAGACAUACUCGGAAGUGCUCAGGAGUGACUCCUGGCGGUAGUGAGUGGACCAUAUAUAGGGGUCAGUAGGAUGUAAGUAAGGCAAGUAAGGCAAGUGUGUCCCCUGUGUUCUCCUCUCUCUCUCUCUCUCUCUCUCUCUCUCUCUCUCUCUCUCUCUCUCCUCCCUCCCUCUCUUUCCCUCUCUCUCCCAAAGAUCUUGUUUUUAUAACUUCCUAAAGUCUUCACCCACUUAUGAGACUUUGUUACUGAGCGUUGACUAAACAAUAAAUUGUCUGUGUACAAAGCAUCUUGUUUUUCACUUAAAUUUUGGACUUUUAGACAACAAAAAUCUAACACAAGAAAUUAUUCCUAAUACCAUAGACAGCUUCUCUUUGAAAAAUAAUUAUAUGUACAUUAUGGUAGUCUGUGUACUAUUCGCUUAUUCAAAUUUAAUUUUGAUAGAAAUUACAAAAGUUAAAAAUAGUGUGUAUUCCUGACCCCUGUUGGCAAGGAGGGAGCCUGCCCUUGCCUCCGGAGCAAUACUUGGGAAGCCCCUGAGGCUAACCCUAGCACUCAAGCCAGGCUCUGCGCCUCCUGGUCUCCUUGUGGUCUCUCCAGGACAGGCCCAGGGCCUCUGCUUGUCCACGUCACCGAAUACCUUUGACAGUGUUGGUUCAGCUGCGCGGAUCCGGCCACAGCACCUGCUGGGCCAGCCUCUCCAGCCCCGGGCCCACA